Lottia gigantea (owl limpet) is the source of this 2628-nucleotide messenger RNA. RefSeq lists its product as hypothetical. The transcript is spliced from 18 exons. The record is from RefSeq and is a predicted model, not a curated record. Gene Ontology annotation, molecular function: protein binding. NCBI's taxonomy places the organism in Eukaryota, Metazoa, Mollusca, Gastropoda, Lottiidae. The annotation marks the transcript as partial.
AAGGAACCAGAAGUAAAGUUAAUGCCUGAAGAUUUUUAUUACGAUAUUGAUGAACAUGUGUCCAAACCAGAAGUUACUGAAGAAUCAGGACUUCCACUUGAUCUCUUAGCUUUAAAACAUUCAUUUGGUUAUGAUUGUAAACGUCGUUGUAAUUUACACAUGCUAGAUGAGAAUACUUUGUUAUUCUUGGCUGGUAACCUCAUACAACUAUUAGAUUUACCCAGCAAAAAGUUAACUUAUAUUCGCAGUACUAGUGGUGGAGGUAUUGGUGCUCUAGCUGUGCAUCCCAGUAGGAAAUAUUUUGCUGUUGCUGAAAAGGGUCAUGCUCCCAAUAUAAAUGUCUUUGAAUUUCCAUCUUUAAAGUUGUUCCGUAUUUUACGUGGUGGUACUGAACAGAUGUAUUCCUCAUUGAAUUUCAGUCCUGACGGUGAAUUAUUGGCGUCACAAGGAGGGGAACCUGAUUUUAUGCUGACAGUGUGGAACUGGAAACAGGAACAAAUAAUGUUGAGAACUAAGGCAUUCUCUCAGGAAGUGUUCAGAGUAUCAUUUUCUUCUGAAUUAGAAGGACAGCUGACAACAGCUGGUACUGGUCAUAUCAGAUUUUGGAAAAUGGCGGAUACAUUCACAGGUUUGAAGUUACAAGGAGAAUUGGGAAGAUUUGGUAAAACUGAAAUCUCUGAUAUUGAAGGUUAUGUUGAAUUACCUGAUGGAAAAGUUCUGUCAGGAUCAGAAUCAGGCAAUAUGCUACUAUGGGAAGGUGGCCUGAUCAAGGUUGAGAUAGGACGUAAAGGUAAAAAGUUAUGUCAUCAUGGUGCUAUACAACAGAUAUUAUUAGAUGAAGGUGAACUGAUGACUAUUGGUAUUGAUGGUUACGUCAGGAUGUGGGAUUUUGAGACAAUAGAUACAGCUGAUACUAGUGAUGAUACUGGUCUUUUUGAAAUGGAACCAAUGAAUGAAUUAUGUGUGGGACCCCAUGUUCAAUUAAAAUAUAUUGUCAAGUCUAUUGAUGAUGAAAAUGAAGCCACUAUCUGGUAUGCUCAGGAUGGUAAUGGUGCUAUAUACAAACUAGAUUUAUCAUUCUCCCAUACUUCACUAGCACCUGAGAAGAUCACAAGUUAUCAUGCAGGUCCAAUAUCAACCUGUAUAACAUCUCCAGUAACUCAUCUUGUAGCAACUACUGGUACAGAUGCAACUGUCAGGGUAUAUGAUUAUAUGACAGAAAAACAAGUUGUAGAUACAAAAUAUACAUCUUCUGGUACUGCUAUGUUUUGGGCACCAAAAAUAGUAAGUAAUAUGUGUAGUACAAUAUAUGUGGGAUUUGAAGAUGGUGUAAUAAGAAUUCUAAAUGUUACUGAACCAGUGACUGUGCCAGGCCGUAAACACAAAUCAGAGUGUGAAAUAUCAUUAGUGCAGGCAUUAAAACCACAUAAAAGUCAUGUAACAUCAAUUGCUGUGGAUGGAAAAGGGGAGAUUUUAGCCACAGGGGGUGCAGAUAGUACUGUAUUUUUUAUUGGUAUUGGUGAAGAAUAUAGUCCUAUUGGUUUUGUUUCUACACCUGCACCAGUUACACAAUUACAGUUCUCACCUGAAAAAUUUUCUAAGUCGACACUAUUGGUUGUGUGUGAAGGGGGUAUAGUGGUAGAAUAUGAUAUAGCUAACCUGGAUAAGCUAGAUACAGCACAUACUUAUCAUAUACAGCAUCUAGAAAAUAGAAAGUAUACUUUUAGAAGUAUUAAAUCCAGACUUAGGGUAGAAGAAUUAGAAAGAUUUAGAAUAGAAGAGGAAAUUAGGAAGAAGAAAGAAGAACAGGAAAGAAGAAUUAGAAUUGAGAGAGGUUUAGAAACAGAAUCAGACAAUGAGGAAGAAGAACCAAUCAAACAAACAGAAGAAUGGAAGCCUUACAUACCAGAAGAUCCUAGUCCUAUUUUACAAGCUUUUUAUUCAUUAAAAGAAAAUCAAUUUUGGCUUUCUAUGGGUGAGUUUGAUGCUGGUUAUUUAUAUGAGUGUAAAUUUGCUAAUGAAGCUGAUAAAUCUAAACUGGUUUAUGAUGAACCUCUACAAGCUAUACCAGUAGUAGAUUCAAUUGAUGUCCCUAUUAGUAUUAUAAGAUUCAGUACAAAUGGUCAACAAGUGAUAUUUGGUAUGAUGAAUGGUAAAAUUAGAAUACAACAAUUAGAUGAACCAUUUGACAUUUCAACCAUGGCUGCAUAUUGGAUGUUGAGUUUACAUGACAAUCAUUAUGGUCAUAUUACUGGAUUAGCAAUGAGUUUUGAUUCAUCCAUGCUAUUAUCUGUUGGUGCUGAUGGAAAUUUCUUUAGUUUUGUGUACAUGGAACAGUUGAAACUUGAGGAACAAAUCAAAGCAAAUAAAGCCAAAAUUCCAUCCGCUAGAGUGAAUAUUGAUCCUGAAAGACAAAUAGAUGAUAUUGAUGAUCCUAAUGCAUACAGUAUUGAAGAUGCAAAACAAAAAGCAGAAUAUGACAAAUUAAUGAAACAAGCAGAAGAAAAAAAACGUGAAGUACGAAGAGCUAUAGCUAAAUUACGUCGUCAAUUUAAAGCCAUAUUAGAACAGAAUGAAGAUUUGCCAUCUGAUUUACAACUUGAUAGAAUGGUGGGUAUUUUGUGGUAA